Messenger RNA from Candidula unifasciata, 1527 nucleotides. The record is from the annotation of a GenBank genome assembly. Lineage: Eukaryota; Metazoa; Mollusca; Gastropoda; Stylommatophora; Geomitridae.
AUGGCAAGUUAUUUUAGUUGCUCAGAUGGGGAGAUGUAUUGUGAGAAGAUAAACUUGAAGGAAAUGCUGAGGCAAAUUGAGCUACAGUACCAGGCUGUACUCACACCACUGUUUGUCUACAGUCGAAAGCAGCUGCAGGACAAUGUCAAGGCUUAUGUAGAUGCUCUGAAGGAAUAUAGUUCCUCGUUCCAAUUGAAUUUUUCUGUCAAGGCUAACCAAAACUUGACUGUUCUGAGAGAAUUUCAGUCUUUUGGCUUAUCAGCAACACUGGUCAGUGGCAAUGAACUGAGACUAGCUUUAGAAGCAGGAUUUGAACCCACCCACCUCAUGUUUAAUGGUGGGGGAAAAUCUGCUUGGGAAACACAUUUGGCUAUAAAGCAUGGUGUCCUCAUUAAUGUGGACAGUGAAUGGGACCUGAAACAAACUCUGGACAUCUGCCGACAUGGUUUUCCUGAACCAAAGAAAGCCAAGGUGCUUCUGAGAAUGAACUUGAAUAUUGAUCCUCAAGUUCAUAAAUAUGUGAACACUGGAAUGUUGGACUGCAAAUUUGGCCUGUCAGAAGAUAGUAUUGAGGGUUGUCUUCAGCUUUUGGAGGAGCCAGGGUGCCCAGCUGAGCUGAUUGGACUACACUCACAUGCAGGCUCAACCAUCUACCAGACCGAUGUCUUCAAACUUUGUACAAGGAGAUUGCUACACAUACGACAGAAACUUGUCCACAGAGGAUUCACAGAGCUGAAUAUUCUGAAUGUUGGAGGUGGUCUUGGCAUUGAUUAUCUAGAGAAGGAAGUCGAAACUAGAUCAUGGCGCAGCGAGACAGAGUUAACUGCUCAUAAUCUUCUGGAAUUGAGACAAUUUUUGUUGCUUUAUAGUGAAAAAUCAAAGUUUCAGCAGAGAACAGAUGAACUGAGCUCAGUUGAUGUAGCUAGUAUAAUGGAAUCAAUGGCAGAAUUAAUCACAGACUACAAAGAAGAAAGUCUGCAGGAGGUGGAAAACUAUAGUCACAUCUUCCUUUUGGCAUAUCCACACCAUGCCUCCCCUCGAGAUCUUGUCCAGUCAAUUAGUGGUCUGUUGAAAGACACAGGAGUUACACUGAUGCUGGAGCCAGGCCGGUCAUUGGUAGCUAACUCAGCUGUCUUGCUGGCACGAGUGUUGGGCUGUAAGUCAACCCCAAAUAAAAGGUAUGUAAUAACAGACGCAUCCAUGACAGAAGUUAUUCGUCCCUGUUUGUAUGGAUCUUACCAUCAUGUGACAGUUCUAGGAUCCAGUUCUGGAUGCAAACAUGUUUAUGAUAUUGUGGGCCCAGUGUGUGAAAGUGCAGACUUUAUUGGCAAGGAUCGUCUCCUGAUAAAUCCAGACCAAGGAUUUCUUGUGGUGCAUGAUGUUGGUGCUUACUGUCAUAGUAUGUCAUCAAACUACAAUGCUCGAAUGAAAGCUGCAGAAGUUCUUGUAGAUGGUUCCAGCUGGAGACUUAUCAGACGACAAGACACCUUUGAGGAUUUUCUGGCCCCCUACAAGAAUCUAGAAUAA